Necator americanus (New World hookworm) is the source of this 1557-nucleotide messenger RNA. RefSeq lists its product as uncharacterized. The record is from RefSeq and is a predicted model, not a curated record. Gene Ontology annotation, molecular function: protein binding; delayed rectifier potassium channel activity. Gene Ontology annotation, cellular component: dendrite membrane; voltage-gated potassium channel complex; neuronal cell body membrane. Gene Ontology annotation, biological process: potassium ion transmembrane transport; protein homooligomerization. The transcript has 15 exons. NCBI's taxonomy places the organism in Eukaryota, Metazoa, Nematoda, Chromadorea, Rhabditida, Ancylostomatidae. Bases 1 to 1557 code for a protein of 518 amino acids.
AUGGACGAAAGAGUCGUGCUGAAUGUCGGAGGUGUACGACAUGAAACAUAUCAGGCUACGCUUAAGAAAAUUCCAGCCACUCGACUUAGCCGUUUGACGCCUUCGCUCGCGAAUUUCGAUCCUCUCUUAAACGAGUAUUUUUUUGAUAGGCAUCCAGCCGUCUUUGCACAGGUACUUAAUUAUUAUCGAACGGGUAAACUACAUUAUCCAACGGAUGUUUGUGGUCCAUUAUUUGAAGAAGAACUUCAAUACUGGGGUCUGGACGCUAGUGAUACAGAGCCAUGUUGUUGGAUGCAACUACUGCACGCAAAAGACACCCAGGAAACAUUGGCUGUGCUCGAUCGAAUGGAUGUUGAAAGAGAAGAUGAUCCACAACUUAGAGAGCAAGAUACAAUGAAAAAGUUCGGAUGGGAAGAGGAUUACUUUCAGGGGAAACGCACAAAAUGGAUGUAUUAUAAACCUAGGAUAUGGGCAUUAUUCGAUGAACCGUAUUCAUCACGAUCGGCAAAGAUUAUUGCUGGAAUUUCUGUAUGCUUUAUAUUCGUAUCGAUUCUAUCGUUUUGCCUUAAAACUCAUCCGAGUUUUCGUAUACCAGUUAUUGAAACAACAAAUAUGACGUAUCAUGGUCGGUCUAUUGUUGGUGUUAGCCGACAAACAACCGAACCACAUGUCGCUUUUGGACAGGUGGAGCUCAUUUGUAAUAUUUGGUUUACAUUAGAGAUUAUUAUACGAUUCAUAUUCUGUCCUUCAAAAUGGGGAUUUCUCAAAUCACCGCUCAAUAAUAUUGAUCUGGUAGCAACGUUGUCAUUUUAUGCUGAUGCUAUUUUUAUUCGACUUUUGGAAGAUGCCCCAAAAGAUGUCGUGGAGUUCCUUUCAAUGAUUAGGAUUUUCCGUUUGUUUAAGCUAACUCAACAUCAUAGAGGUCUUCAAAUUCUAAUUCAUACGUUUCGUGCUAGUGCUAAAGAAUUGAUUUUACUGGUAUUCUUUCUUAUACUUGGCAUUGUUAUAUUUGCUGCUCUCGUCUAUUAUGCUGAGAAAAUGGAAGUAAAUCCAGACAAUCAGUUCCAGUCAAUUCCGUUGGGCUUGUGGUGGGCGAUAUGCACCAUGACCACUGUCGGCUAUGGUGAUAUGACUCCUCACACGUCAUUUGGACGACUUGUUGGUUCACUUUGUGCUGUAAUGGGUGUCUUAACUAUAGCACUUCCAGUACCUGUAAUUGUUUCCAACUUUGCUAUGUUCUACUCCCAUACUCAAGCUCGUGAUAAACUACCAAAGAAACGAAGGAGGGUUCUUCCAGUGGAACAGAUUCGACUACAAGCUCGACGACAUGCACAUGUUCUCGAUUCUAAUCCGAUAGCAACGCGCAGAAAUGCAUUCGUCAAUUUAACAGAUCGGAAGAAUAGUGACGAAGACGACUCAAAAACUAUGAUAGAGAAAAAAAGCGAUAUGAAUAGAAGAGAAAGAAAAGAAGUAACAGAUCAGCAUUCAAACGUCGUGGAUACCGUUGUAAACAUGGGCGACGCCUACGCAUCGAAUACGACCACAACAAUACCAUAA